AUGCAUUUUGUGAUCAUCCUAACAGUUUGUGCGUGGAAUGUUGUGUGUGGACAGGACAUUAAUGCUAUGGCAAACUUACCAAAAUACGAGUCUAGGUAUGACUAUUUAGAUGUAGAUGCAUUGUUUAAUAGCAAAAGAUUAGUGAGAAAUUAUGUGGACUGUCUAAUCAAUUCACAUCGCUGUACGCCGGAAGGAAAAGCUUUGAAACGACUACUUCCAGAAGCUUUAAGAACAAAAUGCAUACGGUGUACCGAGAGGCAGAAGAGGACAGCCGUUAAGAUAAUUAAAAGACUUAAAUACGAAUACCCCGAUGAGUGGUCUAAGCUGGAAUCGAGGUGGGAUCCAACUGGUGAUUUCACUAGAUACUUCGAGACCUUCUUGGCCAAUGAGCAAUUCAACACUAUUUCUGGAUCAGACGCUGAAAACGCACCGCUACCGCCAGCACCUCUACCAGAACCUAAUCUUCUAUCCGUGUUGCCCGCUGCGCCCGCUGCCUCCGCUGCGCCCGCUACGUCCGCUUCGCCCGCUACCACCAAGCCGACGCCCGUAACGCCCCAGACAGGGUCAACCACAACGCCAAUGCCGCUGCUACUUAACAGAUUCGCGGACGACGGUGACACUAGUCCGUCGUCAGCUGUAGCUACGCCGCGGCCUACCAUGUCACCUAUGACUACCCGGCCAACCACCAUGCGUUCAAGGCCAACCCCAGUGGAUUGGGCGGGAGUGACGGUUCCAGAUGCCAUCAUACCUACACGCUUUACACUCCGUCCAGUGUCAGACAUUCCCUUUGCGUACUCCACGGCUAUUACGCUCAUCGAUCAAAUUGGCAACAAAAUCAUCCGCACCACGGAGCUCGUGGCCGACUUGUUGAAGAGUACUGUGCGCGCUGUCGUCGGCUGA
This is a messenger RNA of Parnassius mnemosyne (clouded apollo), 900 nucleotides long. The record is from the annotation of a GenBank genome assembly. NCBI's taxonomy places the organism in Eukaryota, Metazoa, Arthropoda, Insecta, Lepidoptera, Papilionidae.